AACAACAAACAAACAAACACGGAAUUAAAGCUGUGUGGACCCUGCCUAGCGCCAGACGUUACUGAAGUAACAUCUUUUGCAUAGCUGCGGGAAUAAUCUUCCAGUGUAUAUUGAUUUUCUGCUUGUCUGUGGUGUGUUCUUUUCAACCGUUUGUUUACUUCUGUAUGAUCAACUCACUCUUCUCAUCUCCUAUGACGGAUUUGUUCCAAUCUUGUCGGCAAUAUGGAUGUUCUUGAUUGCAACUGCAGCGGAAAGAAGUCCUAUGGAAGAGCAGAGGAGGAAGGAAGUGUUCUCAAGCUGCGUCGCCGACAUUGUCUACGAGCGAGUACUACUCAUGGGCCCUGGUCGCGGUGGAAAAACUGGAGUGUUGAGGUCGCUGCAAGACAAGAAGUUCACGAAGACCGUCAGUACACUUGGCAUAGACAUGGAAAAGCUUACCUUCACCCUGAAUAAGAGCAAAAGAGGAGUGUACCAAUUGGAGCCAACGGAUGCGUCACAUCACCUAGCCCUGCUGUCUGCCUCAAUCGUCGACAAAAUUAUCGGUGCUGGAGCUGACUCUCGGCAAAGUGAUGUCCGCGGUACAAACGCCUUCCAGCGUCUGGCAGGUGGAGCAGCUGGUGCAGCUGGUGCAGUUUGGGGCACGUUUUUCAAGCGUCUGGAUGAGACUUCUGGUUUGGGUGAGAACACACUGUUUGUUGACGUGUGGGAUUUGGCAGGGCAGAUGCCAUUCCACGCGUUACACGACCUUGUGUUUUCACCCGAACGCACCACCUACUGCGUCGUCUUUGAUGCCAGCAUCACACCGGAUACACCGUAUGCAGAUAUCCUGACUGAUGAAGAUGGCGAGGACAAUCAGCUCAACAUCAACCAACCCACCUGUACCUACUUUGAUGUCAUCGAUUCAUGGCUAUGUACAGCCCGCGAAGCACUUACCGACAACUCCACAGCGCCGAUUUUCCUCAUUGGCACACACCUGGAUCGUAUGUCGAAAGAAGAUGUUCGCAAAAGAAGGAAACAACUGCAACAACUGACGCUCGGCAAGAAGUAUACUGACAGCCUCCAUCCGAUCAUCUUUGUUAACAACACUCUGUCUGGGUCAAAAGUUGACCAAGGAGUUGCAGAGUUGCGUGAACAGUUGGCCUGCGUCAUUCAAUCCCGUCGCAGAGAGAAGUUGCCAAUCUCGUGGCUGCCAUUCCCAGAGGUACUGGAGGCGAUUGCACAGGAGACGUCAUCAUUCAUCAUGAGCUAUGACAGGGUAUGCAGCAUCGCUCAUGAUGCAUUUGGUGAUGCUGACGUGGAUGUGCCUCGUCUCUUGAGCUUGAACCAGUCGCUUGGCUAUCUCAUUGUCUUUGAUGAUGAGGGUAGCCACUUUCCAUCGGCUACAGCUAGUAUGCCACCUGUUGGAGCAACACAAGCAUCAUCAGCAUCCACACCACGAGCAGCACCACUACAAUCACCAGCAGCAGCAGCAGCGCCCACGUCACAACCUCAGCCACAAGCCAUGGCAGAAGGAGUAGCAGCCGCAGCUUUUGGCCAAAGAAAAAAGGUUCUAGCUAGCACCCCAUGGCUGAUGUUGGCAUCCAAGGCUGUCCUUUUGCCAGCACCGUUGCUGAAUAAGCAGGCUCGCGAGUUCAAGGAGCAGUACAAGCUGCUGAAGGAUGGCAUCCUGUGUGAGUCGUUAGCCAUUCACCGAUGGCAGCAGGAGAAGGCCACGGAAGGUCUGGUGCGAUCUCGGGAGCAGCGUCGGAGUCUCUUUUCACUGCUAGCAUCUCAUGGCGUAGUCUAUGAUGCUGGCGAAGAUGAUCCAUUUUGUACAGGGUACAAAGUCUAUUAUGUGCCAGCCCUUGCCCAGUGUAAGCCGUCACAAGCGCUAGAGUCCAAAUCAGCGCCGCUCUACUUGGUUGACGAAGAUCCAGACAGGAGCAUCACUCAAGCGCAUUUUGGCCGAAUCACCGUGCGAUGCUUGCAGAAGUACAAACCAGACCGGAAGAAGGAUUUGCGCAUGGGCCUCGAAGUUGCAAUGAGAUGCCAGAAUGAGUUUCAGCUUCAGCUCUCCUAUUCUUCCAGUGCCAUUUGCAUCACAGUGGACAGCGACAAGAGCGAGAAGACAAUAGAUCACUGCGAGUCUGUUGUUCGCUUCAUUCUCAGUGCCACCACAGAGCUGCAGCAGCUGUAUGGCCAGCGCCUGCUGCGCCUCCAUCCCAGCAUUGCGUGCCUGUGCCGCUAUGACCGGCCAUGCCAGCUUCAUGACCAGCAGCACUGCAGGAGCACCGGAUGCCAGCACUUUGCAGAGAUUGGCGAAGACGUCCGACCAAUUCGCUGUGGCCUAAGGCAAGCGCAUACCGACCGGCCAACGUGGGAUAGAUGGAUCAAGCCGUUCUACCCGGAGUGCAAUGUUGAUGACUUGUGUCGCUUAGUUGUUGACGGCGCUGCUGGAAUGAAUGACGACGACAAUCCUUGGUGUGAUAUUCGCUACAAGAGGCACCAUCAGUGGUUUGUCGAGAGACUUCCACCACGGGAGACUCGCCUUGCGGCGGUCUCGAACGGGCUGAUUAUGGAGGGUUUUCAACGCUGCCUGAUGGAUCGCAGUAUUCGCAAUGAUCACAACGAAGAAUUUCUCAGAGAGGUCUCUGCCGGUGGUCGUAGGACAUUCAAGCUGUUCCUGGAGGUCCUUGAUGAGCUUGGCUACAACUUUGUGAAUGUGCGGGCGAAGCUGCAACUGCUAGUGUCUUCUGAUACUGAAAGCACUGCUGCCAUGACCAGUGCAGUGAGUGCUAGUGGAGUGUCUCAUCCGCAGGUGUCCGCACUUCAGUUCAUAGCAGGGGCAACGAUGACAGAGUCUGGGAGAAUGUUGGAAGAAAUCCGUGACCAAGAGAGUCUCUGCCGCCAACUGAACGCAAUCUUCAGCGAGGAAGAGCGAGAUGAGCUGGCCUGUGCUGUUGUGGAGGAAGUGACUGGAGACUGGGAGAACGCUGAGCAGGUCAUCAAAGAUUCAUGCCGCAGACGUCGUAAGCAAGCUCCUGAUCAUCGUGAUGCGAAGGCCAUCCUCAGCUACUGGAUUAGUAAGCGUACCAGUCCACCGUGCACAGAUCACAUGAUCAAGCUGGUGCGUGAGGUUUGUCCCUUGCGUGUCUGUGACAUCAAGGUGCUGCUGAGUACGACUGAGCCAUCCAACUGAGCCAGUGACCUGUUUACGCCACUCCAUCACCAUGGAUACCAGCAUCAAGAUGGCUACCAGCAUCACCAUGGGUCACCAUGGAUAUAAGUAACACAAGUACAUGUGAUCAUUGUAUAUACCGUACCCUGGAACAACAGUAGCCGCAGCUUUAGUUCUGCUUAACGUGCUACGCUGUAUGUCAUGUCAUAGCCACCCUCCGAGUUUCUGUGCUUUCCCUCUCCUCCAACCGUUGUUGAUUCUGACCUGCUUUUCUCAGCAAGUGCAGUGCAAUGUGCUGCAAGCUGGCAUUCUUGUUUUCCAUGGACGUUGCUUGUUUUUUUUUAAUGUUCCUCUCAGUACAUGUAGUCGGUGUGUGUGUGUGUGUGUGUGUGUGUGUGUGUGUCUGUGUGUCUGUGUCUGUGUGUGUGUGUGUGUGUGUGUAUGUAUGUGUGUGUGUGUGUGUGUGUGUGUGUGUGUGUGUGUGUGUGUGUGUGUAUGAGUGUGCACACACUUGAUUGUACUUGUAGACCAUGCCCGGAUAGCUACUAGCUACAACAAGCAAUAUUUUAGUUACAUGUAGGUCUCAACAUAGGGUGUCUUCGACAGUAUCCUGUUUGCCCCCCCCCCCCCCUAACUUACAUGUAGCUGGCUGCUGCUUUUCCACUGGAGCAAUCUGUGUUUGUAGGCUUGCUUGAAAUAUCUAAUGUCCUGUCUUUAGUAGCCACUUACACACUCUAGUUAAACCGCCUCGCUAAUGCAAACUCUAACUGCACUACGCUGUGCACGUACACAGAGUGCAGCUGUAUUUGCGAAACGCUUUUUUCCUAUUUCUUGUGUGUAUGCUGCCACUAGUGCUGGUCGUGUCCGCUGUCACGUGAUUGCUGCACAUUGCUCUGUGUCUGCCUUCCAGAGCCUGUGCAGUGGUCCAGUCCGCUGGGCUGCGCUGUACAUGUAAAUACAUGAUGCUCGCUCUCUCGCUCUCUCUCUCUCUCUCUCUCUCUCUCUCUCUCUCUCUCUCUCUCUCUCUCUCUCUCUCUCUCCGCUGCUUCUUGGGCGUGUCUUGUUUUAGAUCAAACUUCUAUUAUGUGUUACUGUAUUUCUUCUAUCGCGAUGUGCUGAUGAACAGAAUUCAGUCUGUUAUGUAUUUCUAUCCCUAUCCUCACUGUACUACUACUAGUACAUGCCUUUCCUCCUAUCCUGAUUUUCUGCUAUGCAUCCCAGCCCCCUAUCCCCGGACUGUCAUGCAUCAAUUGUUUCCAUCCCUCUACAAACACUGACUGAACGGUAGCAUGUCCUAGAGUGACAGCAGCCACUUACCCCCAUGUAUGACCACAGCUAGCUGCUCUAUGUACUAGUAUUUCUAUGUGUGAGUCUGACUCCCGCCUCUCUCUCUCUCUCUCUCGUCCUCUCCUUCAUCUCUGUCUCUGUCUCUCUUUCUCCCACACAUCUGUAAUUUGCAUUUCUUUUCUUCACUGCCGACCACUGCCCAUGCAUUCACCGAACAGGCAAACCAUUCUCUCCCCUCUCGGC
Molecule: messenger RNA, 4687 nt
Organism: Sycon ciliatum
Lineage: Eukaryota; Metazoa; Porifera; Calcarea; Leucosolenida; Sycettidae
Exons: 8
Coding region: 227-3178 (983 amino acids)
Source: RefSeq, a predicted model, not a curated record